Messenger RNA from Vitrella brassicaformis, 2235 nucleotides. The record is from the annotation of a GenBank genome assembly. Lineage: Eukaryota; Vitrellaceae.
AUGAUAGCCGUCUCAGCGCUGCUCAAGAUCCGACAGAUCCAGAGGGACAGCCAAGCACAAAGGCAGCGUUCGCAUCUCCAGCAGAUGGAAGGCCGAGUGGUGAUGACUACUCCCGUCACGAAUACCAUUGGCCUCAGGAACAAGGAGGAGAGUGGAGCCUAUGGGGUACCAGUAGUUGACCUUCGUCAGCAGAAGGAGGCCAUUGUGGCGGAGAUCCGACACGCCUGUCAGGUGCGCAGAGAGAGGGAUGCAUGGAGCGAGUGCGUCUGCAAUGUGUGCUCACGUGGUUCUGUGGUGGUGUCUGCCAGGUGUGGGGCUUCUUUACCGUCACGGGCCAUGGCAUCGACAAGGACACGGUGAGGGAGGAAACGGCCCGCAGCCGUCAACCCUGUAGACGAGACGUGCGCCUCAUGGCUGUCUCUGUGUGUGUGUGUUGGCUUGUUGAAUUAGUUCGCCAAGGUCUUGGAGGCGGCCGAUGGCGUGCUCAGUCUGCCGCUGCAAGACAAGAUGAAGCUCAAGGCCAAGGAGAAAGGAGUCGUCAGAGGGUGAGCACGACAGCCAGCCAGCCAGCCACCCAGUCAGGCGCAUAGCAUACGCAGUCGCCGCCGUGUCUGUGCAUGGCUAUGGCCGGGUGCGGUCCGGUGCAGGUACAUGGUGUACCACGGGCAGCUGCUGGACGAGACGACACAGACAGAACCGGACAGAAAGGAAGGUCAGACGAGACAGACGACACACGUAGCUAGCCCUGACUGACACGCUGAUACGACAACGCACCUGCCCUGUGUGAUUAUCUGUCUGUCUGGGCGUCUUGGUGUCUGUCUUUCUUUGGUGUAGGUUUCGAUUUCGGUGAGCAGUUUCCCGCCGAUGGCAGCCUGGGUGCGGCCGAUCUGCCGGAUAAGUAUGAGCUCUUCUAUGCCGACAACAUAUGGCCAGACGAGAACCAGCUGCCCGGAUUCAAACAGGUGACGAAGGAAGGAGUGAUGGAUGCACUUGCGCAUUAAUUACUGUGUGCUGUGUGAGUCGACUGAUUGAAUCGGUGCUCUGUAUGAAUCCUUAAUUCUGAAAUGCAGGCGGUGUUGACAUAUCAGCAGCAGGUCCGUGCUCUCGGGAAGCGGCUGACAGGUUAUGUGUCGCUGGCUAUGGGCCUGCCCGAAUCCUUCAUGGCCGACCACGCCAAACACUCCCCAAGCGUAUGCUAUGCGCCAAGCAGACACAACACACACCGCCCACUCAUGGAAACCACAGCUGCAUUGCAUGUUCUGUGGUGGCUUCAGUUGCUGCGUCUGCUCAAGUACGCGGCGAUCAAGUCACUGCCAGAGGAGGGCCGCGUGGGAUGCGGCGCACACACUGGUACAUCCACACCCAUACAGACAGCCACACAAGAGAGCGACCGACAAACAGGUAUGUGUGUGCUGUGUGUGGGUGUGUCUUGAUCGCAGAUUGGGGUCUGCUGACUUUGCUCAAAACAGACGGCAGUGGCGGGCUGGAGAUCAAGCCAAGAUGGAGCGACAGCUGGGUGGAGGUGGCCGAGCCGACGGACGACUGCAUCAUUGUCAAUCUGGGCGACAUGCUGCAGCGAUGGAGCAAUGACGUCUUCGUCUCGACACCGCACAGGGUCAUCAUCAAGCAGGACAGAGUGCGCUACUCGAUCCCCUUCUUCAUCAACGCCGACCCCAUGGCCACCGUAACCAACACACACACACACGUGCCUCUGAUGGCAUACACCACGCCCGCAGACACACGCUCCCAUGUCUCUGUGCCGUCAGGUUGAGUGUGUGCCGACCUUCCAUUCAGCCGAGCGGCCCCCUCGGUACCCUCCUGUGCAUGUUGGCGAAUACCUCAUCAACAAGACACUCACCCAUGCGCGAAACGGGGCGCAUGAAGGCGAUGAUUGAUAGAUGCAGUACGACUGAACAAGACUGACCAAGGAGGGAAUGCCGUCCACAGGACAGGCAUCAUGGUUCAGUGUUGCGGGCGGCAGUGUGUAUGCUGCCUGCGUGUCUGCCUGUCUUUGUGUGUGUAAGUGGGUGGCUGGGCGGUCACUGUGAUGUGUGCUGCUGGUUUGUUUGGGGGAUAGCUGCAUGUCCUUGGCUUGUUCGAUAGCUGCAGGAGCAGCGAGCGGGUCGGUCCCUUGUUUGUUCUGGCAAUGCUUGCAGUGACAGCCUGACUGACUGACUGGUCCGCCACACACAGGACUGUUUUGCUUAAUGGGAUGAAUUCACAUGAACGAACGGG